Messenger RNA from Thermothelomyces thermophilus ATCC 42464, 1176 nucleotides. RefSeq lists its product as uncharacterized. Gene Ontology annotation, cellular component: proteasome core complex; nucleus; proteasome core complex, alpha-subunit complex. The transcript is spliced from 3 exons. The record is from RefSeq and is a predicted model, not a curated record. The coding region runs from base 211 to 1014 and encodes 267 amino acids. NCBI's taxonomy places the organism in Eukaryota, Fungi, Ascomycota, Sordariomycetes, Sordariales, Chaetomiaceae. Gene Ontology annotation, biological process: ubiquitin-dependent protein catabolic process.
CUGCCUGGCGCUUCCCGUCGGUGGGAACAAAGCUUCCCCCCCCCCAAGCAAGCCAAACCAACCCGCCGCGAUCUCCCAACAUAUCCCAUUCCACCGACGGACCUGCACUGCAAAACGGCGAUUACUUAGUUCCUCACCCCUCCUCCGCUCGAACCUCAGCGACCGAUUUACUCCGAUCACGGCAAUUCCUGAACUGCAGCCGCUGCCAUCAUGUUCAGAAACAACUACGACAACGACUCGGUCACAUUCUCGCCCCAAGGGCGGAUAUUCCAAGUUGAGUAUGCCGCGGAGGCAGUCAAGCAGGGUUCAGUGGUGGUGGGAAUCGCAAGCAAGACACAUGCCGUGCUGGUAGCGAUCAAGCGCAACGCCGAAGAGCUGUCGUCGUACCAAAAGAAACUGUUCCCCAUCGACGAGCACGUGGGCAUCGCCAUCGCCGGCCUGACGUCGGACGCGCGCGUGCUCUCCAACUUCAUGAAGCAGCAGUGCCUGGGCCACCGGCUGACGUACGGGCGGAGCAUGCCGGUGCGGACGCUGGUCGACAUGAUCGGCUCCAAGGCGCAGAUCAACACGCAGCACUACGGCAAGCGGCCCUACGGCGUCGGCCUGCUGGUGGCGGGCGUGGACGACGCCGGCCCGCACCUGUUCGAGUUCCAGCCGAGCGGCAUGACCGAGGAGAUGGUGGCCUUCGCCAUCGGCGCCCGCUCCCAGAUGGCCCGCACCUACCUCGAGAGGAACGUGGACAAGUUCGCCGACUGCGACCGCGAGGGCCUGAUCCGCCACGGCCUGCGCGCACUCAAGGAGAGCCUGGUGCAGGACCGCGAGCUCACGAUCGACAACACGAGCGUCGGCGUCACGGGCAUCGUCAGGGCCGAGGACGGGAGCACCAAGGUAGAACCCUUCCAGGUGUACGACCAGCAGGACGUGGCCGCGUGGAUAGAGAGCGUCGGGGACGACAAGGAGGGCGGCGCCGGCGUGGGCGAAGCAGAGGGAGAGGGCAUGGAGGUGGAUUCAUAGGCCGCCGCGACUAGGAACCAAAAAAUGCUGAAAUAUGGCGUCUUGGUUGGGGCGGGGGAGAAGAUGGGGAUGCCCUGUACAACAGAGACAGAUACUUACAGUAGGUCCACGACCCGGCACCAUCAGAGGCGGGGCCCGCUUCGUGGACUGUUUUGCUUGACC